AUGGCAGACUUAUCGUUGAAUAUUCAGACAGUCAAUGAAGAAUGGCUGAUUGAAUUCUGCGACAGGCUCGUGAAAGAGGGUAAAACGAUCGGAGGCUGCUUUGGAGGGGAUAGAGUAGUCAAGCUAUCGGAUACGAUAGUAGCCAAAUUCGGAAUCGGUGUCAUGGCUUCUGAGGCAGAAACUCAAAGAUUUGCAUGUCAGAAUGUCGAUUCGAAAAUUGUUCAUAUUCCCCAGGUUUACCGCUACUUCGACUGGAAAGAUUCUGGCUACUUGUUCAUGGAGUAUGUGCCAGGUCGACAGCUAGACGAGCUAGAUCUUGAUGAGCACACGGAUAUUAUUCCCCGUGUUGCCGAAAUCAUCGGGCAUCUGGGAACGAUUCAGAGCGGGCAAGUCCCAGGUCCUAUAGGUGGGGGUCAGCCACAAGGCUAUCUUUGGGGUGAUGAUGGUGCGGGGACAUCUUUUACCUCUACAUCAGACUUGGAAGCUUGGCUUAACAAACGUUUGGCAAUACGUGAUGAAUCUAUCAAUCUGACUUCACACCCACUUGUUCUGUGUCACAUGGAUUUAUGUCGACGCAAUAUGAUCCUGAAAGACGACAAUACGAUUAGUCUCGUUGAUUGGGGCUGCUCUGGAUUGUACCCUCGACACUUCGAAUUCGCAAGUCUGUCCUUCAUCAUGCCGUAUGAUGAAAGUUACGAAAAACCAGUAAUAGAAGCCACAGCCACUUUGCUGAGAUGGACAGACGACGACAGAGACUUUAUCAGUCUUUUGAAGAUUGCUCGUGCUGUUGCCUUGCGAUACUCGUUGGACGAUGAGAAUAAAUACGGUAUACCAGAGAGUUUACAUUCUUGGUGUCCACCGCCCAUGCUUAGCCGAUCGCCCAGCCCGUCAUGA
This is a messenger RNA of Botrytis byssoidea, 894 nucleotides long. RefSeq lists its product as uncharacterized. NCBI's taxonomy places the organism in Eukaryota, Fungi, Ascomycota, Leotiomycetes, Helotiales, Sclerotiniaceae. The coding region runs from base 1 to 894 and encodes 297 amino acids. The transcript has 2 exons. The record is from RefSeq and is a predicted model, not a curated record.